This is a messenger RNA of Pygocentrus nattereri (red-bellied piranha), 3305 nucleotides long. It is a transcript of the gene gpr139, whose product is annotated as G protein-coupled receptor 139. Gene Ontology annotation, molecular function: neuropeptide receptor activity. Gene Ontology annotation, biological process: G protein-coupled receptor signaling pathway. NCBI's taxonomy places the organism in Eukaryota, Metazoa, Chordata, Actinopteri, Characiformes, Serrasalmidae. The transcript has 2 exons. The coding region runs from base 187 to 1299 and encodes 370 amino acids. Gene Ontology annotation, cellular component: membrane. The record is from RefSeq and is a predicted model, not a curated record.
CUCUCCCUCUCUCACAAAAACACACACACACACAGUUUGUCCCUCGUUUUUGUCUUUCCUCACGUACACUCAUGUCGACUGCCACCCAAGGGCAGAACCCUUCCUCCUUGUGUCCUGCAUCCUGGUUGCGGUGUGCACUGCAUCUCCGUGUGGCUGCUGAGAGCUCUGAAGGAAGGUGCUGAGGCCAUGGAGCACAGCCACAUCUUCACGGUGCUUUCUCUUAAUACCAGUGCCUGGAGCCCGGAUCAGCCGCAGCCAAACAGCCACCAGGGCUGCCCUCUUGGACCUCUUCCAGUCAUCUACUACAGCAUCUUGCUCUGCCUUGGCCUGCCUGCAAACAUCCUAACUGUGGUAAUCCUGUCUCAGCUGGUGCUGCGCCGCCAAAAAUCAUCCUACAACUAUCUCCUGGCACUGGCCGUGGCUGACAUCCUGGUCCUCCUUCUUAUUGUUUUUGUCGACUUCCUACUGGAGGAUUUCAUCCUCGGAACCCCUUUGCCAUUCUCCCUUAACAAGACAGUGCAGGUACUAGAGUUCUCCUCCAUGCACACCUCCAUCUGGAUCACUGUGCCACUGACUGUGGAUCGUUACAUUGCUGUUUGUCACCCUCUGCGCUACCACACCAUCUCUUACCCAGCACGCACCCGCAGAGUGAUCUUGGCUGUAUACACUGGGUGCCUGCUAUCUAGCACACCGUAUUACUGGUGGCCCGAGCUGUGGCAUGGGCUUCCAGGGGCAAGUGGAGGAAGCAGCAGCAGUGUAGGGCAACACGUGCUGGUGUGGGCACACUGUGCUACUGUAUACUUGCUUCCCUGCUCUGUCUUUUUCUCACUCAAUGCAGUGAUUGUGCGUAAGCUCCGGUGCAGGCGUAGCUGCUUUCGUCUCCGAGGCUACUCCACUGGCAAGACUACUGCCAUCCUGCUUGUCAUCACAUCCGUAUUUGCCGUGCUGUGGGCACCAAGGACCAUCAUGGUCCUAUAUCACCUAUACACUGCACAACCUGCCAGGCCUGACUCUGCUCGUCUACUCCACCUGGUCACUGAUGUGGCCAACAUGUUAGCGCUGCUUAACACGGGAGUAAACUUCUUCCUGUACUGCUUCAUCAGCAAGCGCUUUCGAGCCAUGGCUGCGACAGUUCUCAAGUCCUUUUUCCACUGCAAGAAGCAGCCGCCACCCUUCUAUACCACCCACAACUACUCCAUCACCAGCAGCCCCUGGAUCUCACCAGCCAAUUCUCACUGCAUCAAAAUGCUUGUUUAUCAGUAUGACAAGAAUGGCAAACCAGUCUGCAUAUCAUCCUGAACACAAUUAUUAAUUACAGAUUGAACCACACUCAAAACUUUGCACAGACAGCAGGAGUCAGCCAAGUACAAGUAACAACAGUUAACAGAUUAUGUGCAAAUGUUUGUCGAACUUAUAAAGGUUGUACACCAAAAAUGGCGAUGAUGAAAUUGACACAAUAAAAAAUGCUAGAAGUGAUUAUCAAGAUAUUAAUGCAAAAAAUUGUAAAUUGCAGAAUAUCCUAACAUGAAAACAUGUAAGUUCCAUCAGACUUAUAUUUACUUAAAAGUAGGUGAUGGGCCACUGCUCAUUUCCAUGUGUUUCAUGUGAUUAACCUAAUAGCUAUAGACAUUUAUUAUUUUUGUUUCUUUUUUAUGGCAUUAGACUGUAUUCAGCAGAACUGUCAAAGCCAGAGUAAGGACAGCAGUCCUGAUUCAGCAGAAGGUUACUUCUCUUGUAAGGUGUUGACUCAGAGUUUUUGUGGUGGCUCACAUUGCAAGCUUUUUCCAAAAGGUACUACAGAUAACAGUGCAAAUACUUUCAUUUUAACAUGAUAUGAAAUGUCUCCAAAGAAGAAAACAAAAAGAAAAUAGCUCUUCUAGCUCCCCCACUGUCUGUCAACUGAAAAUUGCACAACACAAAAGUUCAGUUUCUUCAUGGUCUGUUUCUUCAUGGUACUGUAAUAGACUUUGUGGUAGACUUGACUGUUAGAUAUGCAGUAAAAGCAAAGAUUAGCUAAUUAAAAUCAAAACUCAUUUGAAUGGGAUUUUCUACCACAUGUAGUUGGCCCUUUUUAGUACUGAUUCUUAGUGCCAGUAUUAACACAGUGAAUGUAUUUAUACCUACAUAGGUGCAUUGAUGUAACAAACCUGACCACUUGUGUUUUGUAAUUUAUUUAACUUUUGUGAACAAGUGCCAUAACACAUCUGCAAAAAGAAAAAACUGUGUCCAGGACCCUAAGGCAAUAUGUGGGCCUUUUAAUACCUCUUCCCACAUACAAAAAUCCAUCAUGGCCUUUGCAACCUUGAGGGAAAAACUUAUGAUCAGUGCCUGUUUCUGAGCUGAUCACACAGGUCUGUAAGUAUUGCUAUCUUUAGUGAUAUUACUGAGGUCACUGCCAAUUGUUCUUUUGUUUUGUUCUGUUUUCUCAGAAAAUAAAAUUGUAAUGAACAGUUUCUUAAUGGAUAGCACUCUAGGGCAAAAUAUAAAAGUCUCUAGCAUUUAUUGAAAGCAUCAAGCUUCAUAAGCUAUAAUUUUCAAAAGAAAUACCCUGAAUGCAUUGGCUAACCCAAAUGGAUUGAUUGCAUGGAUUGGCUAACCCAGGAGGAUGAUGCAUAAACCUACACACAAUUAUGGGAAAUAAACUGGAACAACACACAUUUUUAAAUGUGUAUUUAUUUAGCACCAAAACUCUCUAAAAGGGGGCUCUGUUAGUAUUCAUUUGUCAAGUUUCACAGAAUGUAUACAUCAUAUCAAAUUAUGUUUAGACUUUGUAUUAAAAUAUACAUUUAUAUUGGUGAAAGUACAACACUAACAAUAUUACAUUUUAGGCCCCUAUUAAGGUGUCAUAGUAAUUCAAUUUUAAUAAACUAUGACAAAAAAAUAAAGAGAAAUAACAGUAAAAUAAAAAUACUAGAGGGGGUUGUUCAUAAAAAUUUGCUUACGUAUGCAGAUGGUUUGUUCCUGAUGUUUUUUGUUCAAAUCCUCCUAGUUUUUAUUGCAUGCUCAAGUUGACAUGACUGGCAUUUACAUGAAAGUAUCUAAAAGAAGCAACUUCUACCAUGAGAACUUUGAUUCCUGUAUUGUGGAUUAUGCUAUUGUGCUUAAAUAUUUUAAAGCCCACAGUCCAGUACACCAUAAUCCAAUCCUAAAUCAACCAUAACUUAUGCAGCUUACCAUAUAUAACUUAUAUUAGCUAUAGGAACUAUUAGUAGUUGUCCUAAAUUUACACUAGAGAUACCGCAAUAGGAAAGAAAAAUGAUACUCUUUACUCUCUCUGAGAACCAUCUUGUUAGUGUUUUUAAUGU